AUGUGGCCCACCACUGAUUUCCCAGAUGUCAUGCCUCCACAUAAAAGGAUUAUGCCUGGGCGACCCAAGAAAAAGAGAAGGCUGGAACAAUGGGAGUUGAGGAAAGAUGACACCCAAUUACGAAAAGGUGGCCAUAGAAAAAGAUGUAGAGUUUGUCAUGAACUGGGGCACAAUAGAACAAAUUGCCCACAACUGCCUACACAAGGACAGUCCUCACAGCCAACUGAUGCUCCUCCACAACCAACCCAGCCAUCUCAAGAGCCAAUUUCUGCUACUCCACAACCAACCCAGCCAUCUCAGGAGACAAUUUCUGCUACUCCACAACCAAACCAGCCAUCACAGGAUCCAACUUCUGCUCCUCCACAACCAACCCUGCCAGUCUGA
Vigna unguiculata (cowpea) is the source of this 384-nucleotide messenger RNA. RefSeq lists its product as uncharacterized. The record is from RefSeq and is a predicted model, not a curated record. Lineage: Eukaryota; Viridiplantae; Streptophyta; Magnoliopsida; Fabales; Fabaceae. Gene Ontology annotation, molecular function: zinc ion binding; nucleic acid binding.